Cylicocyclus nassatus is the source of this 1208-nucleotide messenger RNA. The record is from the annotation of a GenBank genome assembly. NCBI's taxonomy places the organism in Eukaryota, Metazoa, Nematoda, Chromadorea, Rhabditida, Strongylidae.
AUGGAUAUAUCCAGAGAUAUGAGUUUGGUAUUUGGAGCUGUCAGGGACGAGGACAACAUCCAGUCCAAACAGCAGAACAAUAGCGAUUCGUUGUACAGGGAGCUUAUGGGUUCAUCGGGUUUACUCACAAUAGGAGGCACCACACGACAUGUUAACUAUGAGGACUUGCAGUUUAUCGCAGACUUGGGUUAUGGGAGUUGUGGACAUGUAAAGAAAAUGCAGUAUAACGACAAUGUAAUGGCGGUUAAGUCCAUGCCGAGAAGUACUAAUCCUGUCGAGAGUAAAAGGAUAAUGAUGGAUCUUCGAAUCUUGUCAAGAGCUUAUGAUUGUCCUCAUAUAGUCCACUCAUAUGGUUACAUCAUCACCGAGAAUGAAGUUAUGAUAUGUAUGGAGGCAAUGGCCACUUGUUUGGAUCUGCUUUUGAAGCGAACGAAUAAUGCUCCGAUUCCUGAGCCGAUAGUUGGAAAAAUGUCUGUCAGCGUGGUGAAAGCGCUACAUUAUCUCAAGACUAAUCAUAAUGUGAUUCAUCGUGAUGUGAAGCCGUCUAACAUACUUCUGGAUUGGAAUGGAGUUGUGAAGCUUUGCGACUUCGGUAUUAGUGGUUUUCUGAUAGAAAGCAGAGCGAAGUCCAAGGGAGCUGGGUGUCCUCCGUACAUGGCUCCGGAAAGAGUGCGGGUAACUGAAGAUACUCCAUAUGAUAUACGCAGUGAUGUUUGGUCGCUUGGAAUAACGCUGGUUGAGCUUGCAACUGGGCACUUUCCAUACAAGGGGACAGACUUCCAGAUAAUCUCGUCCAUCCUAGAGUAUCCAAGCCCUUCAUUAAGACCAUCGGAUGGCUACACACCAGAAUUUUGUGAGCUAGUCGAUUUGUGUCUGAGGAGGAAUGUGGAGGAACGACCGGUAUAUACCGAAAUACUGAAGCAUCCAUUCAUUGUGAGGAAUGAAAAUGCUGACACUGAUGUUUCGGAAUGGUUUGGCGAGAUAAUGACACUUAAAUGAAGCCGGUUGUUUUCACUCUUCGAAAACCCGCUUAUUCUACCAAACAGGCUUACCAAAAUCUGUGUUACUGUAUUUUUUUGCGCAGUUAUGUUCUAGAGUAUAUGUUGUUUGUAAAUUCGCCGUACGGGUCUUCUAUGUACAUGUUGGCUGAUGUGCACCUCACUGUUAACAACAUCUAAGGCCUCCAAGAUUCAAGGGGUAACAUGCGC